Messenger RNA from Syngnathus acus (greater pipefish), 3876 nucleotides. RefSeq names its product solute carrier family 4 member 10b (gene slc4a10b). The record is from RefSeq and is a predicted model, not a curated record. The transcript is spliced from 26 exons. Lineage: Eukaryota; Metazoa; Chordata; Actinopteri; Syngnathiformes; Syngnathidae. Gene Ontology annotation, molecular function: solute:inorganic anion antiporter activity; monoatomic anion transmembrane transporter activity; sodium:bicarbonate symporter activity. Gene Ontology annotation, biological process: transmembrane transport; regulation of intracellular pH; monoatomic anion transport. Gene Ontology annotation, cellular component: plasma membrane; basolateral plasma membrane. Bases 64 to 3306 code for a protein of 1080 amino acids.
GCUCAGCAUCAUCAUCUUCGUCAUCAUCCUCCUCUUCUCCAUCGCCACCCACGACACUGCAGCAUGGACACGCAGGACCAGGCAGUACACAUGGAGCCACUGCUACCCAAUGUCAACUCUUCAUUUGCCUCAUCUGUUGGCCGUAGAAGUUUGAGGAGUGAUGACGAAGCUGUCGUGGACAGAGGAGGAACACGCUCGCAGCAGAGCACCAACUUUGAGCCCGAAGAUCUUGAAGGUCACAGGACUCUGUACAUCGGGGUUCACGUCCCAUUGGGCAGCAUCAGACAGCGGAGCCAUCGCAGGCACCGUCACCAUGGUAACAAACACAAACGGAGGAGCAGGGAGCGGGCCCUCCCAUUGGUGGAGGGGAGAGAGUCACCCAUCUAUGACACUCCCUCCCAAAGGGUUCAGCUCCUCCUCGGGACGGAAGAUGAGGAUGAGGAGCACAUUCCUCACGACCUUUUCACAGAGAUGGAUGAGAUUUUCAUGAGGGAGGGCGAGGCCGAUUCUGAGUGGAAGGAGAGCGCCAGGUGGCUGAAGUUUGAGGAGGACGUGGAGGACGGAGGAGAGCGAUGGAGUAAACCCUACGUGGCCACGCUGUCUCUGCACAGCCUGUUCGAGCUGCGCAGCUGCGUCAUCAACGGCACCGUGCUGCUCGACAUGAGGGCCGGCGCCAUCGAGGAGAUCGCCGAUAUGGUACUGGACCACCAGGAACUGUACUCGCCACUGGGCGAUGAGCUCCGAAAGAAAGUUCGCCAAGCGCUGUUGAAGCCACACCAUCAUCAGAACCAGAAGAAGCUGGCCAAUCGCUUGCCCAUCGUACGCUCGCUCGCCGAUAUUGGCCGACGGUCGUCAGACUCUCACCUGGACAAGAACGGUCAGAUGAUAUCUUCACAGUCUCAUUUAGCAGGUCCGGAUGGAAAAGGUGACAUCACCAGAGAAAAUAGCUCUGUGGAUUUAAGCAAGAUGGACCUCCAUUUUAUGAAGAAGAUCCCACCGGGUGCUGAGGCGUGCAACGUCUUAAUAGGAGAGUUGGAGUUCCUCAACAAGCCUGUGGUGGCUUUUGUACGUCUUUCGCCAGCCGUUCUUCUCAGCGGGCUGGCUGAGGUCCCCAUCGCCACCAGGUUUCUGUUUAUUCUCCUGGGACCCGUCGGAAGAGGCCCUCAAUAUCACGAGAUUGGAAGGUCCAUGGCUACACUCAUGACAGACGAGGUCUUCCAUGAUGUCGCAUAUAAAGCAAAGGACCGAAAUGAUCUAAUCGCCGGGAUUGACGAAUUCCUCGAUCAAGUGACAGUCUUGCCACCGGGAGAGUGGGAUCCGUCCAUCAGGAUAGAACCACCCAAAAAUGUUCCUUCUCAGGAGAAGAGGAAGAAAAAUACCAACGACGCAGCUGAGGGUAAUGAAGAGGAGCAUGAAGGCCAUGGAGGUCCUGAACUGCAGCGCACGGGGAAGUGGUUUGGCGGUCUGGUUCUCGACAUCAAGCGCAAAGCCCCCCACUACUUAUCCGACUACUCAGAUGCGUUCAGUUUGCAGUGCGUGGCCUCGUUCCUGUUCCUCUAUUGUGCCUGCAUGUCCCCCGUCAUCACCUUCGGAGGACUUCUGGGCGAGGCGACCGAAGGACGCAUUAGUGCAAUUGAGUCGCUGUUCGGCGCCUCGUUGACGGGCAUCGCUUAUUCGUUAUUUGCCGGUCAGCCGCUCACCAUUCUGGGCAGUACUGGCCCGGUGCUCGUCUUUGAGAAGAUACUCUUCAAAUUCUGCAAGGAGUACGGCCUGUCCUACCUGUCCCUGAGGACCUGCAUCGGCCUGUGGACGGCCUUCCUGUGCAUGGUGCUGGUGGCCACAGACGCCAGCGCCCUGGUGUGUUACAUCACUCGCUUUACGGAGGAAGCCUUCGCCUCGCUCAUCUGCAUCAUCUUCAUUUACGAGGCCUUGGAGAAAUUGUUCUACUUGGGAGACUACUAUCCCUUUAACAAGAACAACAACCUGGACAAGCUCUCCUUGUACUCAUGUUCAUGCGUUGAGCCUUCUGACCCCACCAACGGCACCCUGAAGUACUGGGAGGUCAAUAACGUCACUGCGUCGGAAAUCUACUGGGAAGCGUUGGAGGUCAAGGACUGUGUUGAAAAGCGUGGCGAGUUUGUGGGCAGCGCCUGCGGUCCCAACGGACCUUACGUCCCCGACGUUCUCUUCUGGUGCGUCAUUCUCUUCUUUUCCACCGUCUUCAUGUCGUCUUUCCUUAAGGAGUUCCGCUUCAGACGUUAUUUCCCCACCAAGGUGAGGUGCAUCAUUAGUGAUUUUGCUGUUUUCAUCACCAUCUUCACCAUGGUCCUGGUUGACUACUCUUUAGGGAUCCCAUCUCCAAAACUGAAAGUUCCAAGUGUUUUUAAGCCAACCAGAGAUGAUCGAGGCUGGUUCAUCAACCCGCUGGGGCCAAACCCCUGGUGGACUGUCGUCAUUACGCUCUUUCCAGCUCUGCUGUGCACCAUCCUCAUCUUCAUGGACCAGCAGAUUACAGCUGUCAUCAUAAACAGGAAGGAGCACAAGCUUAAGAAAGGCUGCGGCUACCACCUGGACCUGUUCAUGGUGGGGUUGAUGUUGGCCGUUUGCUCCCUGAUGGGCUUGCCGUGGUUUGUGGCGGCCACCGUGCUCUCCAUCACUCACGUCAACAGCCUGAAGUUGGAGUCGCAGUGCUCGGCGCCCGGCGAGCAGCCCAAGUUCCUGGGCAUCAGGGAGCAACGUUUGACCGGCCUCAUGAUCUUCGUCCUCAUGGGCUGCUCCGUCUUCCUGACGUCUGUGCUAAAGUUCAUUCCCAUGCCCGUCUUGUAUGGUGUCUUUCUCUACAUGGGAGCAUCUUCUCUUUGCGGAAUACAGUUUUUUGACCGUCUCACACUGUUGGGCAUGCCUGCCAAGCACCAGCCAGAUUUCAUCUACCUGCGUCACGUACCCCUGAGGAAGGUGCACCUGUUCACGUUGAUCCAGCUCAGCUGUUUGAUUCUGCUCUGGGUCAUCAAGACCUCCAAGGCCGCCAUCGUUUUCCCCAUGAUGGUGUUGGCUCUGGUGUUCAUCCGGAAACUGUUGGACUGCAUCUUCUCAAAAAGAGAGCUGAGCUGGUUGGAUGACCUCAUGCCAGAAAGCAAGAAGAAGAAGCUGGAGGAUGCCGAGGAGGGGGAAGAGCAGAGCGUCCUGGCUGAGGAAGAAGGCGUCGUGCAAGUGCCAUUGGAGGGAUGCAAAGGAUUACCUGUCAUCAACAUCACGGAUGAGAUGUCCAAAGGUUCUUUUGGAAGCACUUGGAAUGCUACAAGCUAGGACGUUUGUAAAAAUAUCAACAUGUUAGGGUGAUUGCUGGUCCUCCCACAUGCCAUGAGGAACUACUAGGUAUGGAAAAGGCACUACUCUCGCUCUGUAAGUGUUGUUUUUGUUGAUGGUGGUUUUUUUUUUGUAAUUAUUUACCCUUCAUAUCACCUUGUAAUGUAAGUCAAUAACGGUAAAAAAAAACGUAUGAGGACGCCUCAUUUCUCAUGUCGAAUUCUUUGUGGAGGUCAAACCGGCCUUAUUAAUCGAGCACUUCGUAGUUCAUUUGUAAUAUCGGUCCGUUGUUUGCUUUUAGUUGUUUGUCUCAAUUGUCCUCAGAAAUGUAUUAAAAGGGAAAAUAGCCAUAAAGCAAUAUGAAAGUGACGACCACUGUAUCUGCAGUUUUUGCUCGUUAUACUUAAAUUCUAUUUUGUGUGGUGUAAAUUAUGUCUUUACUAAAUGUAUCCAUGUAAAUAAUCCUGUUCUAGUUUAAUGUUGCAAAAAGGCUUUUAUGUCAGAAAUGUGUCAUUGAAAUCAUCAGCUGUCUAAACUUGUUACAAUCUAUAAACUAUUUAGCAAACUUGA